GUUUCUUGCCGUAAGCGAAAGGUCUGAGGAGAGUGUGGGCACGUUUGCGUUGUCCGAUUCCCUCUUUCCAUAUGCCAAGACUGCAUUUUUCGAAUCUUUCCUUCACGCUUUCUAUGUGCCUUGCAAUCCCAUUUGUUCCUGCUUAUUAAAUAUAGUGUGAUAGGGUAGAGGGUUGGAGAAGAGAGAUGGCUGCUUUUUCUGAAGCCGAAGCUCCAUCGCCCGACAUAUACAUACCAGAGGAAUGGUCCGAAGCUGCCGAAACCAUAGCUUACGAUUCAGUCACUUCGCCGCCUCCUGUUGCUCUCGUCUGCGGCGCCAAGAACUGUGGCAAGACCACCUUUUCUCGCCACCUUCUCAAUAUUCUCCUUCAGAGAUAUCAAAAAGUAGCUUAUUUGGAUACAGAUGUUGGCCAGACUGAGUUUACUCCUCCUGGAUUUCUAUCCCUCACUGUAAUUGACCAACUUACUCCAGAUUUGACAAUCCCAUGCCUCAAGACGCCAGAGAGAUGCUAUUUUUUUGGUGACAUUUCUUCGAAAAGGGACCCAACAGCGUACUUGAAUUAUAUAUUUGCACUGUAUGAUUACUAUCGAAGGGAGUACUGCAUGCUCAAGGGCAGCAAAAAGCCUGUUAAAACAGAGUUGCCUCUUGUUGUUAAUACACCUGGAUGGGUAAAAGGUAUUGGUUAUGACAUACUGGUGGAUGUGUUAAAAUAUAUUGCUCCUACCCAUGUAGUUAAGAUAAACAUUUCUGCUGAGGGUAAGAAUCUUCCAUAUGGAGCAUUCUGGUUGGAUGGGGAUCAUAAAGAGUCAGUGAAUCUAAUUGAGGUCAGUUCAGCUCGUCAGGACUCUUUUAAGAGAUCGGUCUUAGUACAAAAAGAUGCAGGCCUUUUACGGGAUUUACGAAUAAUGGCUUAUUUCAGGCAGUGUUUUCCAAGUAACUUGAAUAUCACAACAAUCAAAGAACUUGCACAUGCAUUGGCCUCUCACCCUCCUUAUGAAAUUCCUAUAUCAAGUAUCAAGAUUAAGCAUCUCCAUUGCCAGGUCCCAAGUACUGAAAUUCUAUACAGUUUGAAUGCAACCAUUGUUGGCUUGGCAGUUAGUUCUGAAGAUUCUGAAAAUUUAUCUCCAUGCAUUGGCCUUGGAAUUGUAAGAGGCAUUGACACAUUCAAACGUUUACUCUAUGUGCUUACACCUGUUCCACAAAGCACUCUGGAAAAGGUUGAUCUUUUAUUACAAGGGUUUGUACAAAUUCCUACUUGUUUGCUACAGGUCCAGGGCUGCGUUUCUCCUUACAUGUCGACAAAUGUUCUGCCCACAGGCUAGCAGAUAUACUGUCGUUCAUGGCCAAGAACUUUUCCAUAGAAUCCAUUUACAGAUAUUUAGCUAAUAAGUAGUUUCCUCAGCUUGCAAGAGAUGCGACAUUAUAGAGACAGAAUGACAGCCGGCUUUCAUAGUCAAAAUCUACGUUGUAAAUUUCUCCCUCCCCUUGGAUGUUGAUUUGAGGGACUCUUUUCCCCUUAAUUUAUCAAAGAAACAUACACAUACACUGUUGUUAUUAGGCUUCAUGUACUUGGUUGAAAAAGGUUUCAGACAAUCAUUUGGAAAUACUUGCAAUACGAGAGCUAGCUAUAUUUAUUAUUA
Molecule: messenger RNA, 1640 nt
Organism: Vitis riparia (riverbank grape)
Lineage: Eukaryota; Viridiplantae; Streptophyta; Magnoliopsida; Vitales; Vitaceae
Product: polynucleotide 5'-hydroxyl-kinase NOL9-like
Exons: 9
Coding region: 186-1322 (378 amino acids)
Biological process (GO): cleavage in ITS2 between 5.8S rRNA and LSU-rRNA of tricistronic rRNA transcript (SSU-rRNA, 5.8S rRNA, LSU-rRNA)
Cellular component (GO): nucleus
Molecular function (GO): polynucleotide 5'-hydroxyl-kinase activity
Source: RefSeq, a predicted model, not a curated record